Messenger RNA from Cavia porcellus (domestic guinea pig), 8468 nucleotides. RefSeq names its product supervillin (gene Svil). The record is from RefSeq and is a predicted model, not a curated record. Gene Ontology annotation, biological process: actin polymerization or depolymerization; barbed-end actin filament capping; cytoskeleton organization. Lineage: Eukaryota; Metazoa; Chordata; Mammalia; Rodentia; Caviidae. Bases 874 to 7578 code for a protein of 2234 amino acids. Gene Ontology annotation, cellular component: actin cytoskeleton; cytoplasm. The transcript has 45 exons. Gene Ontology annotation, molecular function: actin filament binding; phosphatidylinositol-4,5-bisphosphate binding.
CUGCGAGCCACUUAGAGCGCUCGGCGCGGACACCGGGGCCUGACGAUCCUACCCCGCGCCGCCCGCCCGCCGGGACGCGCACGCUGGCCCCGGGAAGGAGGUGCUGGGCCGUCGGACACACUCGCAACCCGCUCUGCACGAGGACCCUGCUUGUUGCCUCUCCCGCCCCUCCCGGGGAACCAGCUCGAGCCCAGCUUGAGCAAGGGACCUUGCAGCCACCACUGCCACCCGGGUUCCGUCGGGGGUGCACUGGGUCCGGGAAAGGCGUGUGGGCGCCGGCGGCAGGACCGGGAAGGAUUCUGGUCACAUUGGAGACUGGUGGUUUUCCAAAAGGAAAGGAGAAGCCCAUGAAAGGAUGGUGAAUUCUCUUUGAGUUUCAGUUAACAGGAUAAAAGGUCCCCUGCCUCUGCGGAAAUGUGACUGCCACAAAGGAGACCCAGCAGUCUGCAGGGUGCGCUGUGUGAUUCCUGGCAGAGGAGGAAGGAGUCCAGCUGGGGAGCAGUGGUUCUGAUGACCUAAUGAGGCCUCUGAGUAGGUGCCCUGAGGGAAGCUUUGCCUUCUGGUUUCCUUCCAGAGAGUUCAAUCAGAUAAGCUUGAAGACACAGAAGGCUGAGAUACCAUGAUUCUGAAGCCAGUUCACCUCUGAAGUCAUGGUUUAGCUGUCAGCAUUGAGAUUUCAACAAGAAAAACUUAAGCUUCAUUGGAUUCCCACAUCAAAGAAAAGCUCCAAGCUUUCAGAAAGAGCUCUUACUUGAGAAUAAAGAACAAUUUCCUAACCACAAAAGAGGACUCGAUGCUAAGCUCGGAUUUGUACCUCCAAAAGUUGCAGAAUUAAGGAAGCUCUUUGAACCAAAGAAACAAGAAAUUUUAAAAAUGAAAAGAAAAGAAAGAAUUGCCAGACGCUUGGAAGGAAUCGAAAAUGACGCCCAGCCGGUCCUCUUGCAGAGCUGCACGGGGCUCGUGACUCACCGCCUGCUGGAGGAGGACACGCCCCGCUACAUGCGCGCCUCCGACCCCGCGAGCCCGCACACAGGGCGAUCAAAUGAUGAGGAAGAAACUUCUAGCUCCUCUCUAGAGAAGCAAACGCGAGCUCAGUACGGCUCAGAAACCUCAGGCCUCCACGGUGGCCCGUCCUGCCGCCCAGGCGUCAUGGAUCUGCACGGUCCGGAGUCCAAGGCCGAGAGGAUCGCAAGGUACAAAGCGGAGAGGAGACGACAGCUGGCCGAGAAGUACGGGAUAACUCUGGACCCCGAGGAGGACUCUGAGUACUCGUUACGGUACUCCAAGCCCAGGAAGGACCCCGAUGCUGUUGACAAACGAGGAGGAAAAGCCGACCAGCAAGAAGAGUCAAGCACAGACUUGAGUUCUACCUACUCCAGGCCUGAGACCACGGGGCUCAGGACCGGUGUGGUCGAACCGGAGCACAGGGGCGACCUUUCUGACAAGGAGGUGCCUCUAGAGGUGCAAAGCCAAAGACGCGGGCAGGAGCUGAGUGCGCCUCGCAGAGCACCUGACCUCACUGACAGCUCCUCGUGCUUCUCCUUCUUCUCCGGGCGAGGCUCCUCCUUCACUGAAGUGCCAAGGUCCCCAAAGCAAACCUAUAGCCCCUCACUGCAGCAGUCAACAUCCCCGUGCCACUCCACAGGGGACCCAGAGACUCGAUCCAGUGCAGGGAAAGUGAAGCAUGAGUGGUUUCUCCAGAAAGAUUCUGAAGGGGACACACCUUCACUUAUCAACUGGCCCUCCAGAGUUAAAGUUAGAGAGAAACUGGUGAAAGAGGAGAGUGCCCGCAGCAGCCCUGAACUUGCCUCCGAGUCCUUCCCUCAGAGGAGACACCAGACAGUCCACUACCUGUCCUUUCAGUCAGAGAACUCGGCCUUCGAUAGGGUCCCACGCAGAGCAGGGAGCUCGAUGCGACAGGCCAGCCGAGCUUACAUCCAGCCAGCAGAUCCAGUUCCCGUUGCCAAGCUGGUGACAGCGGAAACCCCAGAAAGUGUGUCCGAGAGCAGCUGGGUGGGCUCAGUCACCCCGAAUGUCAUAAAGCCUCCCACCCCGAAGGUUCUAGAAGGGGAGAGAAGGGAUGCUCCAGUCCUCCAUGUCUGUGAACCAAAAGCAGAAGAAGAUGUGCUCUUCCCUGACACUCUGGAGAAAAGCCCAAAAGCCCUCAUGACCUUGGAGGAUGAGGGGCUUUCGAGAAGCCACAAAGAUGCCUCUGGGAAUGAAGACCUAGGCGGUACCCAUGUCACCUUAGAUGCUCAGAAGGAGCCACCAGCUCAGGACCAGCCCACCAAGCGGAUGGGCCGGAGCGAAGUGGUUUUGUACGUGCAGAGUGAGCCUGUGCCGAAAGAGGCCAAGUCCACUGAGCACAAAAAGGAAGUAGCUCCAAGGAAGCACAAGGUCCGCACCCGCUCCAUGUCUGACUACACGGGUCCCCGUCAUCUCCAGGCCGAGCUGGAGCUGCAGGCAUCCAAACCUGAAGCAGCAGAGCCUGGCAUGCUGGACACCAGGGUCUCUGUCGCCCAGCUCCGAAGUAUGUUUCUGGAGUCUGCCAGAGCCAGCAAGAAACCCGAACUCCAAACACGGGCUGAGCCGUCACCUGGAGGAGCUGGCUUGCCCACCGGUAUGGAGCAGGAGAGAGGGUCCCGGAAACCAAGACGCUAUUUCUCUCCUGGUGAAAGUAGGAAAACUUCUGAGAGAUUUAGAACUCAACCUAUAACGUCAGCAGAACGGAAGGAAUCAGAUAGAUACACUUCAAGUUCAGAAAUGCCAGCUGUUGAGGAUGAUGAGAAGGUGGAUGAACGCGCCAAGCUGAGCGUCGCGGCCAAGAGGCUGCUAUUCAGGGAAAUGGAGAAAUCGUUCGAUGAGCAGAACAUCCCAAAGAGACGCUCGAGACCCGCGGCCAUGGAGCAGAGGCUGCGCCGCCUGCAGGACCGGUCACACACACAGCCCAUCACCACCGAGGAGGUGGUCAUUGCAGCCACUGAACCUAUCCCUGCUUCACGUUCUGGGGCCGCCCACCCUGUCAUGGCGAGACUUCCCAGUCCCACUGUAGCUAGGAGCUGUGCACAGCCUUCCAGAUUGCAGGCAUCUGCUCACCAAAAAGCUUUAGCCAAAGACCAGGCAAAUGAGGGCAAAGAUUCCACUGAACCAGGAGAACCUGAUUCCUCCACUCUGAGCUUAGCAGAGAAGUUGGCCUUGUUUAACAAAUUGUCCCAGCCUGUCUCAAAAGCAAUUUCUACCCGCAACCGAAUCGACAUGAGGCAGAGGAGGACAAAUGCCCGCUAUCAGACCCAGCCAGUCACGCUGUGCGAGGUGGAGCAGGUGCAGAGCGGGAAGCUCAUCCCUUUCUCUCCAACUGUGAACACCUCUGUGUCCACCUCGGCCUCCACAGCCACCCCCAUGUAUGCAGGGGAGCUUCGGACAAAGCCACCUGCUGAUGACAAUGCAGGUGCCACUGACACGAAGUUUCCUUCUCCAAUAGAAAAUUCAGAUUCUCCAGCUAGAAGCAUUCUGAAGCCACAGGCGUGGCAGCCUUUGGUGGAGGGGAGUGGGAGCAAAGGAAUGUCGAGAGAAUGUGCAGAGACAGAUGGCCAGGGUGCUGUGACCGCCAGGGACAGCGGCAUUAAGACACACAAGUCCUCAGAGCAAGCAGAGCUGUCCUCUGCCUUCCUGGGCCGAGCCAGGGAAGGAGACGGCCACCAGGAAUUCAAGCAGGCUCCAGGGAGCCUGGAGCUCGCUGCUGCCCCUGCUGCCCACCGUGGUGAUGAACUGAAGGAAUUUUCCACUGGGAAAAGCAGCACGCAAGGAAUCCUGGGCCUGGAGGACAGGCCGCCUUUUGAAGACAGGGUGGAUGCAGAGAAUGCCCCGAAAAGGAGGUUUUCACUCAGAGCAGCAGAGUUCGGGGAGCCUGCUUCUGAGCAGACAGGAACAGCCACCACUGGGAAGCCCAGUGCUCCGGUGGCAACCCCCAGUUCCUGGAGGCAGCAGGAUUCCUCAGAGCAGCUACAGGAGAAGUACUACAAGAGCCCAAGUGCCAUGUUUGCUGCUGGAGAGAUCAAAGCACCAACAGGAGAGAGCAGCCUUGACUCACCCAGCAAAACGAUGUCCAUCAAAGAGAGACUAGCACUGUUGAAGAAGAGUGGCGAGGAGGACUGGAAGAACAGACUUAACCGAAAGCAGGAGUACAGCAAAGUGUCUGCAACCAGCAGCCUGCAGAUCCAGGAAGUGGAGCAGUCACUUAAAAAGAAGGAAGAAGGAGGAUUUACAGAUGAUAAUGCCAUGUCUAAUCUGCUCUGGGAACCUGUAUAUGCUUCUACUUAUUCUCCUGCUAUACCUGCUGCCCAUAAAUACCUGUCUUUUGUAUCUAUUAAUCAGGUUGUGCCUCUUCCAGAAUGUCACAGAGUUGGAAUGACACGGGUCACAGAAACUCGAGAGAGCCAGAUGACGAUUGAGGAGCGGAAGCAGCUCAUUACGGUGAGAGAAGAGGCCUGGAAGACGAAGGGCAGAGGCGCUGCCAAUGACUCCACCCAGUUCACUGUGGCUGGCAGGAUGGUGAAGAAAGGUUUGGCGUCACCCACAGCCAUAACUCCAGUAGCGUCCCCUCUGGGCAGCAAACCGAGGGGCACUACACCAGUUUCCAAACCAUUGGAAGAUAUUGAAGCAAGACCAGAUAUGCAGUUGGAAUCAGACCUGAAGCUGGACAGGCUAGAGACCUUUCUAAGAAGGCUGAAUAACAAAGUUGGAGAAACAGUACUGACUGUCACUGGGAAAUCUGUUAAGGAGGUGAUGAAGCUGGAUGAUGAUGAGACCUUUGCCAAAUUUUACCGCAGCAUGGAUUAUAACAUACCAAGAAGUCCCGUGGAGCUGGAUGAGGACUUCGAUGAGAUUUUUGAUCCUUACACACCCAAAUUGACAUCCUCCGUGGCAGAGCACAAGCGUGCCGUUAGGCCCAAGCGCCGGGUGCAGUCUUCCAAAAACCCGUUGAAGAUGCUGGCUGCGAGAGAGGACCUCCUCCAGGAGUACACAGAGCAGAGGCUGAAUGUCGCCUUCAUGGAGUCCAAGCGAAUGAAAGUGGAAAAGUUGUCCUCCAACUCCAACUUCUCAGAGGUCACUCUGGCAGGCUUGGCCAGUAAGGAAAACUUCAGCAACGUCAGCCUGAGGAGCAUCAGCCUGACCGAGCAGAACUCCAACAACAGCUCAGUGCCCUACAAGAAGCUGAUGUUGUUACAGGUUAAAGGGAGAAGACAUGUGCAGACAAGGCUGGUGGAGCCCCGUGCCUCCUCCCUCAACAGUGGGGACUGCUUCCUCCUGCUGUCUCCCCAGAACUGCUUCCUGUGGGUGGGAGAGUUUGCAAAUGUCAUUGAAAAGGCAAAGGCUUCAGAACUUGCAACUCUAAUUCAGACAAAAAGGGAACUUGGUUGUAGAGCUACCUACAUACAAACCAUUGAAGAAGGAAUUAAUACACACACGCAUGCAGCCAAAGACUUCUGGAAGCUCCUGGGUGGCCAAACCAGUUACCAGGCUGCUGGUGACCCAAAGGAAGAUGAGCUGUAUGAGGCAGCCAUCAUAGAGACAAACUGCAUUUACCGUCUGACAGAUGACAAGCUUGUCCCUGAUGACGACUACUGGGGCAAAAUUCCCAAGUGCUCCCUUCUGCAACCAAGAGAGGUCCUGGUGUUUGAUUUUGGUAGUGAAGUUUACGUGUGGCAUGGGAAAGAAGUCACAUUAGCCCAAAGAAAGAUAGCAUUUCAGCUGGCAAAGCACUUAUGGAAUGGAACCUUUGACUAUGAGAACUGUGACAUCAAUCCACUGGAUCCUGGAGAGUGUAACCCGCUCAUUCCCAGAAAAGGUCAAGGGCGGCCUGAUUGGGCAAUAUUUGGGAGACUGACAGAACACAACGAGACUAUUUUGUUCAAAGAGAAAUUUCUUGAUUGGACUGAACUGAAGCGGCCUACUGAGAAGAACAAUGGGGAUCUUACCCAGCAGAAGGAAGACCCCAGGGCUGACAUCAAGCCCUAUGACGUGACGCGGAUGGUGCAGCUGCCCCAGGUGAUAGCCGGCACCGUCCUGGACGGGGUAAACAUUGGCCGCGGCUAUGGCCUGGUGGAAGGAGACGACAGGAGGCAGUUCGAGAUCGCCAGCGUGUCUGUGGACGUCUGGCACAUCCUGGAGUUUGACUACAGCCGGCUCCCGAAGCAGAGCAUCGGGCAGUUCCACGAGGGUGACGCCUAUGUGGUCAAGUGGAAGUACAUGGUGAGCACUGCAGGAAGGAGACGGAGUCUGAGUCCCAGCACAGGAUUUGGGGUGACAGUGGGAAGCAGACAGAAGGGAGAGCACGCGCCCCGAGUGGCCGGCAAGGAGAAAUGUGUCUAUUUCUUCUGGCAAGGCCGGCACUCGACUGUGAGUGAGAAGGGAACCUCAGCCCUGAUGACCGUGGAACUGGAUGAGGAGAGGGGCGCCCAGGUCCAGGUCCUGCAGGGGAAGGAGCCGCCCUGCUUCCUCCAGUGCUUCCAGGGGGGGAUGGUGGUGCACUCGGGGCGCCGCGAGGAGGAAGAGGAAAACUCGCAGAGUGAGUGGAGGCUGUACUGUGUGAGAGGAGAAGUGCCCGUGGAGGGGAGCUUGCUGGAGGUGGCCUGUCACUGCAGCAGCCUGAGGUCCAGGACCUCCAUGGUGGUCCUCAACGUCAACAAGGCCCUGAUUUACUUGUGGCACGGAUGCAAAGCGCAGGCCCACACGAAGGAAGUGGGAAGGACUGCAGCGAACAAAAUCAAGGAGCAAUGCCCCCUGGAAGCCGGAUUGCAUAGUAGCAGCAACGUGACAAUACACGAAUGUGAUGAAGGAUCUGAGCCGCUGGGAUUCUGGGACGCAUUGGGAAGGAGAGACAGGAAAGCCUACGACUGCAUGCUUCAAGAUCCUGGGAGUUUUAACUUCGCACCGCGCCUGUUCAUCCUCAGUAGCUCCUCCGGGGACUUCGCAGCCACCGAGUUCGUGUACCCUGCCCGCGCGCCCUCUGUGGUCAGCUCGAUGCCAUUCCUCCAGGAGGACCUGUACAGUGCCCCGCAGCCAGCCCUCUUUCUCGUGGACAAUCACCACGAGGUUUACCUGUGGCAAGGCUGGUGGCCCACUGAGAACAAGAUCACAGGCUCCGCCCGCAUCCGCUGGGCCUCAGACCGGAAGAGUGCCAUGGAGACCGUGCUCCAGUACUGCAAAGGGAAGAACCUCAAGAAGCCGCCCCCCAAGUCUUACCUUAUCCAUGCUGGCCUGGAGCCACUGACCUUCACCAACAUGUUUCCCAGCUGGGAGCACAGAGAGGACAUUGCGGAGAUCACAGAAAUGGACACAGAAGUAUCCAAUCAGAUCACCCUGGUGGAAGACGUCUUAGCCAAGCUUUGUAAGACCAUUUACCCACUGGCUGAUCUCCUCGCCAGACCACUGCCAGAAGGCGUCGAUCCUCUAAAGCUUGAGAUUUAUCUCACUGAUGAGGACUUCGAGUUUGCAUUGGACAUGACAAGAGAGGAGUACAGCGCACUGCCUGCCUGGAAGCAGGUGAACCUCAAGAAAGCGAAGGGCCUCUUCUGAGCUAGAUGAACCCCGCGGCCCCAUGGCAGCAUUUUCAGUGCCGAUGCACCAGAAAACCCGAGGUCUGGGGGACUGUUUCAUUUUUAAAGUGUUCUUAAAUCGAAGUUUUUCCAAACUUGACCUUAUAAUGAUUCUGCUUGUCGCGGAGUUGUGUAUUUUGUAAAUGUCUAGGAGGACUCUUUGGAAACUUGCUUUCCACAAUUCUGCGGGCGAUGUCAAUAAAAGUCUGCAUCAGAUGCACUUCCACAGCGAUCCCUCAGUGGCCGUGGCUGCCUGCCCUUUUGUUCCAGCUAGGCAUUGCCUUUGUACUUUUCUUUUUUUGAAGCAGUUCUCUUUAUAAAGUGUUAUUUUGAUAGUUUGUGAAUUCUAAAAUAUAUAUAUAUAUAUAUUUAUAUAGACACCAUAUAAAUCAACUAUGUAUUUAACAAAGCAAUAUGUAUUCAUUCACUUUUAAAUUUUCUCUCUUUUUUGGUGUCAAAAGAUUGUUACAAGGUAGUGGGAAUGGCUUCCCUUGAAUUCGGUCUGCCGCCCACCUGUAGUUUCGUACACGUUCAGAAGCUUCCUUCUGAGUUAGGCUGACUUGCUCUGAAUGCUGCUUCCGGUGCUAAAACGAACAGAGAAUUUGUACUUACUGGUGUGGACUCUGAAGAAUCUACAUGAAUCAACCUUUCUACCUUAUCUCCCCCCAAAUGUAUAGUGCCUUGUUUUUAUGUACAGUUUAUAUACAGAAAAGUUUGCUCUGCAUUUAUGAUGCUGGUGGAGAACAUUGCUUACAGUUUUACUGUCAAAUAGUGGGAAUAAAAACAUCUCAAUUUGUAAAACCAGUUGUAAACAUUACACAUCAUUUUGUGACCUAGGCUUCCAAAAUAAAAACUUCGGAAUAAUCACAA